This is a messenger RNA of Racocetra persica, 294 nucleotides long. Lineage: Eukaryota; Fungi; Glomeromycota; Glomeromycetes; Diversisporales; Gigasporaceae. The record is from the annotation of a GenBank genome assembly.
ACUAAACUUCGGGAUAUAUACAAUAUAUCAUCAGUUGGCAGUAUUAUAAGUUAUGAGGAGGCAGAUCAAGUAGAAAUUAGUAAAGUAGAUUUAUUAGAUAAUGCGGUAUCUAGUAGUUCUACAUCAUUAUUAAUUAAAAAAAUCAUUAAUUUGGAAGUCAAAAAUUUAGAAUCUUCUUCUAUAAAAACAAUACCAAUAGUUUUGUCUGCUAAUUUAGAUUACGAUCUACAAGAAGUGUUAAAUAAUUUUUUAGAAUAUGAAAGUCAAGUAAAAAAGAUAUUUAGUUUUUUGUAA